Messenger RNA from Mizuhopecten yessoensis (Yesso scallop), 3286 nucleotides. RefSeq names its product F-box/LRR-repeat protein 2-like. The transcript has 15 exons. The record is from RefSeq and is a predicted model, not a curated record. Gene Ontology annotation, biological process: SCF-dependent proteasomal ubiquitin-dependent protein catabolic process. The coding region runs from base 88 to 1422 and encodes 444 amino acids. Gene Ontology annotation, molecular function: protein binding. NCBI's taxonomy places the organism in Eukaryota, Metazoa, Mollusca, Bivalvia, Pectinida, Pectinidae. Gene Ontology annotation, cellular component: SCF ubiquitin ligase complex.
GCCAUUCGUGUUAUUAUUUUUCUUUUGUUCAAUGAAUUGAUUCAAGUGAAAAAUUGACGACAUUUGACUUCUAGAUGCAUUAUCAACAUGAAUCAUUACAACAAUUCCAAUCACCACAAUCAUAGCAGGACUGAGUCCAUACCAGUCACACCCAUAAGUAUCACAGACGACGAUGCUACAAUAAAUAAAAAGCUGCCGAAAGAGUUAUUAUUAAGGAUAUUUUCAUUUCUAGACGUUGUCUCGCUAUGUCGAUGUGCCCAAGUAGCAAGGUUCUGGAACGUCCUGGCCCUAGAUGGCAGUAACUGGCAAAGAGUGGACCUGUUUGAAUUCCAGAGGGAUAUUGUGGGCUUGGUGGUUGAGAACAUAUCCAAGCGCUGUGGAGGAUUCCUGAAGUCACUGAGUCUGCGCGGCUGUCAAAGCAUCACGGACGCAGCUCUGAGGACAUUUGCACAGCAGUGUAGGAAUAUAGAGGAGCUGAAUCUCAACAACUGUAAAGAGAUCACAGACUUAACCUGUGAGAGUCUGGGCAAGUACAGCCACAAGUUACACCGACUGGACAUCAGUUCCUGUCCACAGGUCACCAACUCUGCACUCAAGGCCGUCAGUGAUGGCUGUCACAAUUUGAAGAUUGUUAAUUUGUCAUGGUGUACAAAAGUCACAAAUGAUGGCAUAGAGGCACUGGCCAAGGGGUGUACUGUACUACACACCUUUAUAGGCAAAGGGUUACCACAGGUGACGGACGUUGGAAUCUCUCAUAUAGCAAGGAAUUGUAAAAACUUGAAAAAAAUCAAUCUUCAUAGUUGUUCAAAUAUAACGGAUGAGGCUGUACAGGAGAUCGGGGAACACUGUCACCAGCUCUUGUUUCUGUGUAUAUCAAAUUGUCCGAGGCUGACGGACGCUGCUCUGGUCUCCCUAGGCCAAGGAUGUCACAACUUAAGGACAUUGGAGGUCGCAUGUUGUUCCCAUUUCACAGACAAUGGUUUCCAGGCCCUGGCCAAGAAUUGCAAUAGUUUAGAGAAAAUGGACUUGGAAGAAUGUAUACAAAUUACAGAUUCUACACUGAAUUACCUGUCCAACUACUGUCCCAAAGUCAGCGCAUUGAGUCUGUCCCAUUGUGAGCUGAUCACGGACGAGGGAAUCCGUCACAUCGGGACCGGGACUUGUGCUACAGAGUAUCUCCACAUCCUAGAGCUAGACAACUGCCCGCUGAUCACAGACGCAUCCCUAGAACACUUGAUGGGCUGUCAAGGGCUCGAGCGAAUAGAACUCUAUGACUGUCAGCUCAUUACACGUGCUGGCAUCCGCCGACUCCGAACACGGCUGCCAAACAUCAAAGUACACGCCUACUUUGCACCAGUGACCCCACCUCCCUCGGUCGGCAACGGUCGGCAACGAUACUGCAAGUGUUGUGUGAUUCUCUGACAGCAUGGGGCCAAGGUGAUGACCUUGAAACAACUUUAGGACAAGUACAGGGACGAAUGCAAGGUGUGACGAACUCGUUGGCCGGUACAGGUGUAGUAGACAGUGACAGCUGUAGCAUCUUUAUGAUAACUACACUGUACUGGCAUGGAGUUGUCAGGGAAUUCUGGGAAGUCUUGCAGGUGUCCUGAUAGCUCUGUGAGCUGGUAGUGGCUCCGAGUCGGCCCGCAGUCUGGAGCUGUGUUGUGUGGGUGGGGAUGUACUGUGAGUCCGUGUAUCGAGACUGGACAGGCUUCGCUGGUUAUAUCAAGUUUGUUGCUUACAAGAUGACAUUCACAUGCAAAUUUAUCAAGCUGGUAUAAUACAUAACCACGGACGUCAUGAUUAUUUUUGCAGAAAGUAUCCGCACUGCGAUUCUUUUGAUGUGUUUUACUGUGAAAAUGUCUGUGUGUAAAAGUGUCCAGUUUUACAUAUCUCCGACCCAUCCAUCACGCAUCACCAGCUACCACUCAGAGACAGCGAUCACGAAAUAUCAACUGCGCGAACAUGACGUCAUCUGUUCAAUGAACGAUUGGAUCCUCCAGAUCAUGUGAUCUUGUUAGGGAUCAAACGACGCAGAGAAAUACCUUUAAUUGUCCAUUGUAUAUUGAGAAAUAUUUAGGGUGAUUAUGUAUGAAUUAUGUAAGUCACUGAAUGAAAUCUCAGAGCGAAGAUUACUCCCUGAGAUUUAAGUGGAGUGAGUAGUAACCGGAGUGUGAACGUGGUCAUUACUGAAGCAAGUUAUAUCUCCAAAUGUGAUUAUAAGGUUUUCUUAAAGAAAUGAUAUCUAUGAAUAUGAAUACACGUUUUCCUUAAAGGAAAUCAUAUCCAUAAAUGUGAUACAAGAUUUUAAGAAAAUAAUAUUUCUAUAAAUAGGAGUAUAGAAUUUUACUUAGACAAGUAAUUAGUAUCUUAAGAUGUGAUGGUUAGUUUCUUUUUACUAAAGCAAGUUAAUAUUUUAUCAGUUUGUUGUAGCAAAAAAUAUCUAAAUGUGAACACAGUCUUUAAUUAAGGAAUAUCAUUUGAUUUUAACGUAACUGAAUUACUUCUAAGGUUUCAACUAUGUCCUUUAGUCACAGGUGUAUGCCUCCUGUUCAGACAGGGCUCCUUCAUGUGUAGGUAAAUUUAUCCACGCUCCCGAGGGCUCGACAGAAUGAGGUUUCCUAUGACUGGGGCAGUGGAGCGAGGCAGUCAAGUAUUAUGAUUUUACAACAAGUAUUAACAUCCAAAAGCAGUAUAGGAAGCUGCUCAUGUGGACACAUCAGAAACUGGAUGACAGGUGUUUUAAGUUAAAAUUCUCUUGUGUUAGUUUACAGUAUGCACUCUAGGUAAGAGUGAAGAUGUCAUACAAAAUUUUCUGUUUCUUUGGAAUCGUACAAAUCACAAAAAUUGUGGAUUUAUUACCAAAUCCCUAUGGCUGGACAGCUGCAAAGUGAAUAUUUACGCUGAGAGUUCACCAGUUAAAUACUGAAAGACUGAAAUUUGUAUGAUUAAGGAAUUUAGUUCAAAUUUUUAUCUGUUUAGGAGUUGUUAACAACAAGUAACCUAGUUUUUAGGACAAUUUAAGAGUUGUUUUGUUGGGUGUUAUCUGGAAAAGUUACCUUGUUGAAAGUUAAUAACUGAAAGUUAAUUGGUUAAGAAUUAGUAAACCAAGAGUUAACAGGUUGAAAGUUUAGAAGAGUUACCUGAUUUAUAGUUUACAUAAAUGUUUCCUGGGAGUGUAGACAAAGGUUUCCAGGCUGAGAGUUUAGAUGAGACUUUCCAUGUUGAGAGUUUAGAUGAGAGUUACCUGGUUGAAAGUUACCUGGAUGAGGUUUUAAAUGAGAGU